Molecule: messenger RNA, 1049 nt
Organism: Polychytrium aggregatum
Lineage: Eukaryota; Fungi; Chytridiomycota; Chytridiomycetes; Polychytriales
Exons: 3
Coding region: 299-775 (158 amino acids)
Source: RefSeq, a predicted model, not a curated record
UGAUCACAGACAACUGAUUUCAGAUCACAGACCACUGAUUUCAGAUCACAGACCACAGACCACAGAUCAUAUCACCCUCGCCCUCUCGCUCCAUGUCUCCUCUCUCGCUUUCCUCCCCUCGCCCCUGCGGGUUGCAUUUUUGGUCUCUCCUUGCCCACAAGUCCCUGCUGGUUGCUGACUCUGUCUCCUUCUCACUGUCGUCCUCAUCGCAGGCGAAUCCCCACAGAGCCCGGAACGCUGGCGACUCGGCUCCGGCUCUCAGAGCCUUCAGCGCAUCAAACACAGGCGCCACUCGUUCAUGCGGUCCUUCUCCCAGCCUUGUGCCUCGGCCGAAUAUGAAUCCGAGUCUCCCUCGGUUUCGGAGCCGCCGGCGUCGAAACGCAACUCACUCAUCCUCGGCGCUGGGCGCCAGAGCCGGGCCUCGAACUAUUCGACCUCGUCGCGAUCCGGCGGCACCCAUCGCGAUAGCACUUUGCUCCGGCGUUCGACCCGAUCCUCCGAAAAUCUCAAGCGGGCCUGGGGCUACUUCAGAGAAAAGCUGUUCACCAAAAAGCCGUCGUAUGCGGUGUCGUCGCCGUACAAUCCAACCCAUCUGAUCCAUGUCGAGCUCGAUGCCACCACGGGCGAGUUGACGGGGCUUCCGAACGAAUGGCGACAUUCGUUCUCGGGCAUCCACCACAACGACGGGCGGCCGUCCUUUGAUGUGGCCGUCGACAUGGUCAACUCCCGAAUUGCAUCAGGGACAGGGGCCCACCGAUCGCUGAAGUGGGCGUAGAACGUCGCCGGGCGAUCGGCAAUCGUGGAUAACCGCCGUCGAGGGCCGAGGCGGUACCGAGCUGCAUUCGUCAGCUUUCUCCAGGCCCGAGCCGACCGCAAGAGAAAUGAAAGACCGAGCCAAGCAAAGUGGCAGGCAAAGUCAAUGUACCCAACGCAUCCAAGGCAUCACAUCGAUCUCGGAUCGAUGGCACGAACAAGCAUACCUACCACCGUAACAUCCGCAAUCAGUACCAGCAAGCAAUAUAGUAACAAUACCCUCCCCGCUUGGGGUC